Messenger RNA from Branchiostoma floridae (Florida lancelet), 2194 nucleotides. Its product is annotated as arsenite methyltransferase-like. NCBI's taxonomy places the organism in Eukaryota, Metazoa, Chordata, Leptocardii, Amphioxiformes, Branchiostomatidae. Gene Ontology annotation, cellular component: cytosol. Gene Ontology annotation, molecular function: arsenite methyltransferase activity. The transcript has 11 exons. The coding region runs from base 178 to 1365 and encodes 395 amino acids. Gene Ontology annotation, biological process: arsonoacetate metabolic process; toxin metabolic process. The record is from RefSeq and is a predicted model, not a curated record.
ACAUCAGAGGCUGCCAUUUAGAACUAAGUCCUUCGACGCGUCCGGCUGGAGUGGAUAGGAACAGGCUUCAGUUAGGGAGAUCCCACUUAUAUGACACAAAAUGGAGACCAGUCCAUUGCCUGAGGAGAGCCACAUGCUGAGUGCGAUAAAAAGAAACACCGAAAAGCGUGGGGAUCCAUGGCUCUGACUCUGAAUAACAACACCAAGGACAGGCCAUUGUGUUGCACCAUGUCGAGCUGCUGUAGUACAAAGGAUGGCUGCAGUGCAAAUGGACAAGGCAAUGGAGACAAGAUCCAUGACGAGGUAAAGGAGUACUAUGGGAAGAAGGUGAAGACCCAGAAAGACCUGGAGACCAAGGCCUGUCUCAUGAUGCCAUCCAAGAUACCAUCACAUGUCAAACAGGCACUGUCUGCAGUCCAUCCUGAAGUAGCUGCCAGGUACUACGGCUGUGGACUGGUGGUGCCAGAGUGUCUGGAAGGCGCACAUGUGUUAGACUUGGGAAGUGGAACCGGCCAUGACUGCUUUGCUCUUGCCAAACUGGUUGGGGAAAAAGGCCAUGUCACUGGCAUAGAUAUGACUGAUGAACAGCUGGAUGUUGCCAGAGAGUACGUGGACUACCACCGUGACAAGUUUGGCUACUCCAAACCAAACACAGACUUUGUGAAGGGUUACAUCGAGAAGCUUGGGGAGGCUGGGCUGGAGGACAGCACCUUUGACAUCAUUGUCUCCAACUGUGUGGUGAACCUGUCUCCAGACAAGGCAGCUGUGCUGAGGGAAGGGUACAGGGUACUGAAGCCUGGAGGGGAGCUGUACUUCAGCGACAUCUACGCUGACAGAGACGUGCCUGAACAUAUCAGGAAGGACAAGGUCAUGUGGGGUGAGUGCCUUGCCGGUGCCCUGUGGUGGGAGGACCUGGUCACACUGGCUAAGGAGGUCGGUUUCUGUACACCCAGACUGGUCAGUGCAGGGCUGGUCAACCUGGACGAUAACAAGCCCAUGAAGGACCUCGUAGGGGACAUCAAGUUUGUGUCUGUGACGUACCGACUGUUCAAGCUUCCACAGAACACCAGUAAGGAACCAGCUCAAGUUGUAUACAACGGCUCUGUCACUGGGCAUGAGACAAACCUCAAGUUCGAUGCACUGCACACCUUCCAGGAAGGAGAUGUUGUUGAGGUAGACGCCGAGUUGUCUGCCAUCCUCCAGGAGUCCAGAUUUGCUGAUGACUUUACUGUCAGACCUGCCAGUAAGAAGUCCAAGGCAGACCCAAAACUCUGCUGUUCAGGAGCCAAGGGUGUCCCAACAAAUCCCUUUGAAGGACCACUGGACAAGGAGUCAUCCUCCUGUGGACCAAAAGGCUGCUGCUGAGAACGGGUUUCAAAGCAGCCAAAUAAUGGCUUAAAAGUAAAGACUUAGGUUUGCAACAUCAGACUUUUAUCAGAGAAGGCAGGUUUAUUGUGCUAUACUGUACUAUUUAUUUCUGUGUUUCUUGCUGUUAGGAAAAAUAAGUGCCAUCUUGCCUGCAUGGCUGGGCGAUGAAAUCUCACCACCACUUUCUGCUCCAGUCAUUUCUUUGUUUUGUUAGUCUUUGAAUUGUGACGCCAUUUUAGUCACUGGCUCUUGUUCCCAGCACUGUAAGAUUGUCUAUUCAAUAAUGGUUGACAAUACCCUAAGAACAAGAGUUAUACCCUGGAUGCACGUAGUAUAUCAGAUAUUAAUGACCUGGGUUAUUAGGAAAAUGGAGCCUUCUGAUUGGUCGAUGUUGUCUGGCUAUAUGCACUUGUAAGGACAACAUCAGAAAUUAAAUCACAAGCAGUUAUAUCAAUGACAGAAUAUUAGAUUAUAAUGGCAUGAGUGUAUCAGCCUUGUUGAAAAUGACAAAGUGAUUUUUAACUAACUUUGUCCAAGAUUGUGCUAUAUUACAGGCAAAUGCCCUCUCUUACAAAUGACAGCUUUUAUUGCACAAUAAUUGUGCAAGGUAGAAUUUAUUACAUCUAGACAUUCUUUAUCUUCUUAUGUAUACUAUGCAGGGGUUGCCACAUGUCAUUAUGUACUUAUAUUUGCUAUUCAAGUAAAUUGAUCUAUAGAAUGUCUUGUAUUAGAGCAAAUUCAUUGGUGAGAAAUGUAAAAGACUUUCACAUAAAAGUCAUUAAUAUCAAGUAUCAUUGCUGAUAUCUGGAAUAAACACAACAGUACU